CCAUCCCACAAUGCAUCAGUUGUAAUUGUAAUGGCGGCCGAAUGCAGCGGAAAGGUGGAGGAAAAACGUCCGGUAAAAAGGGUGACAAACAGGGCCGUGGAGGGGGAAGAGACAAUCCAUCGGUGCAUUAUAGGAAUUUACAAAUCCUAGCAUUCCCUCUUGUUAUUCUUUUUACGGUUAUCCGUGCCCUUGCCUUCCAAAUCUGGGUUGUUUUGGUGUUUAUCUAUCGACACCGACAUCUUGCAUUGCCAUGCAAAAUACAAAAAGCGUCUGCCACCGAUUCUGAUCAUGACAAAGUUCAGGUUUCCGUAUCAGUGGAGUCACCGGGACAAGGCCAUUCCCAGGCCGAUGGUGGUGACAUGGCGUCGAGGAAAGGGGACGUGGUGCAGGAUCCUGCUGUGGAUUUACAGAAAUAUUACCACAGACGAGCGUUUGAACACAUCUCGAAAGCUCUCAAGAUUGACGAGGAAGACAAGGGUCGAAAGGAGUAUGCAGUUGAGUUGUAUAAGAAGGGCAUCUUAGAGUUAGAGAAGGGGAUAGCGGUAGAUCUAGUUGGACAUGGGGAAGGGGCUGAUAGAGCUCGUAGACUCCAAGAAAAAAUGAAGGCAAACUUAGGCAUGGCGAAAGAUAGACUUGGAUGCUUAGAGGAAAUGAUCCAAAAAGAAGCACGGAUCUAUCAUGGUAAUGUUGAUAAUAUUGGCAGUGGUAUAUGCCGUGUUCAUUCGGCCGCUACAACGCCCACCAGCAGUCGAGCUCGCAGCAUCUCAGAGAGUGGGAAUGGGGGAGGUGGUGGCUCGCUUGAACGUAAAACAAGCGAUAGCAGCAUUAAAGGAGGGGGACCAACAGAAAGGCAGCCCAGCCCAGCUGUACAACGAAGAGUCCUCACGUACAAGAGUAAUACCCUUCCGCGGGCAAAACCCCCACGUGCUCUCCCCUCGCCAACAUCCUCACCAGUAAGAAAGCCAGCAGUAAGAGUACCAUCGAAUGCAACACCAUCUGAAGCUAAAAUGCACCGACUGAGACGGCUGCUUUCUCACCCUGAGCUAAGUGCAGCUCCAGUGUCAAGGAACUUGAGUCUGCCCAUCCAGGGAAUUGACACUGGCCGACCUGCAAUCAAACGAAAUCAUAUAAAGAGAUCAUCAUCGCAUCAAGAACUGUCCAAGGGUAAGAAGUCGGGCAGAACUGGCAAGAAACUGUCACCAAAUUUCAAGAACGUGGACCGUAAAUUGGCCACACUCAUAUUGGAUGAGAUUAUCGAUCAAGGACCAAUGGUUCAGUUUUCUGAUAUAGCUGGUCAGGAAACAGCCAAGCAAGCUCUACAAGAGAUUGUGAUAUUACCAGCCCUCAGACCUGAGCUUUUCACUGGUCUAAGGGCCCCUGCUAGAGGUUUACUGCUGUUCGGCCCUCCUGGCAAUGGAAAAACCAUGCUGGCCAAGGCUGUUGCGAGCGAGUCCAAUUUCACCUUCUUCAAUAUCAGUGCUGCGACUUUAACAUCGAAAUAUGUUGGUGAGGGAGAGAAGUUAGUGCGGGCGUUGUUCGCUGUAGCAAGGGAGUUACAACCUUCCAUUAUAUUCUUAGAUGAGAUCGACUCCUUGUUGUGUGAGAGACGAGAGGGGGAACAUGAAGCCAGUAGGAGAUUAAAAACCGAAUUCCUAAUAGAGUUUGAUGGGGUACAUAGUAACCCAGAAGAGAGAGUUCUAGUCAUGGGGGCAUCGAAUCGACCCCAAGACCUUGACGAUGCUGUCUUGCGACGUUUUGCAAAAAGGAUUUAUGUCACCAUGCCUGAUAAGGAAACAAGAAUCUUGUUAUUCACUAAGCUGCUCGAGAAACAUAAAAAUCCACUGACGAAGAAAGAAGUGGACCAUUUAUCUGGGUUAACCGACGGGUACUCGGGAAGUGACAUCACAGCACUAUCCAAGGAUGCUGCACUUGGGCCAAUCAGAGAGCUGCCCCCCGAGCAAGUGCGUGAUGUUGAUCUCAGCCAGGUUCGUAGCAUCCAGAUGGUAGACUUCUUGGACUCGCUCAAGAAGAUCCGCCACAGUGUUCCUCAGGGUCUCAUGGACAAGUUUGAUAGAUGGAAUAAAGAAUUUGGUGAUGUCACUUCAUGCUGAAUGAGGAGGGAAGUGAUGGCCACUUUGACAAGUGUUGACUGCAUUGGUGUGUAUGUUACAGUCAUCUCUAUAAGUUACAAGUUCUCUGUGUGGGCAAAAUCCAUAGAUCUGUCAGCAGUUGAUAGUAUCUUUGGCUGAGGCUUUUUCUGUCACAACAAACAAUGUCAAGUGCCAAGUCUACAUAUUUCUAAAUCCUAUCCUGAUCUUUCUGUUCAUGCACUUGUUGACGAGGAAUACAGCGAUGUACAUGGACUGAGCCCAAAGUCCGAAUCAGGAUUUCGACAUGAUGGGGGAGAGGCUGUUUUGUGAUGUACGAUGUUCUAGUCCUUGUAUUCUAGCAAUUGAUCUCUACGCUGUUCAUGAAUACAUUCCUGAUAUCUAAAUUCUUGAACAUUCUAUAGAAACAAAGUCCUGCGUCCACCCUUCUACCUGAUGUGUUGUUUAGUGAUGCCUACAAAACUGUCAGACUCUGGAAAGAGAGUUUGUCCAUCACCAAAAUGCUGAGAUUAGAGGUCAAAUUCUGUUACCGUAACCCAAAGCAUAAUCAUAUCAUAUCUGCAUAGAAUGUGAUGGGGAAAGUUUAUAACUUAAAGAAGGGUUGUGAACUAUCAUUGUAUUAUAUUAUUUAUGAGAGUUUACUUUUCGUCAUUGCUAUGCAGUGAACAUUUUAUUAAGAAGAGUAGAUGAUAAUAAAGGGACACAUUAAUGUAUUGAUGGUAGAGUAUAUUCACUGAGAGAAACAGCAAGCACUGAUCUUAUGUUGCUGCUGUCUUUGUACUGUUAGCCUUGGUCGGCAUUCGCUAUGAUACCCUGUUAGCCUUGGCCGGCAUUCGCUAUGAUACCCUGUGUUCAACGUAUCGCCAUAUCUUUCCUCCUGUAACUGUUGUUGUUAGGAUUUUCAUGCAUCAAUGCCAUUAUCAUAAGUUUGUCAAAAAAAUAUCUACAACAAAAUUUUAUUCACGUACGAGAGCUUAGCAAUAUGCCAGCCAGUUGUAACCUGAUGACUUGUCUUAAUUUUACAUGUAGGCCAACAAUAAACAACAUCAUCGAGAUCUAACAUAAUUCAGCACCAAAAACGAUGUCUGGCAGACCUUUUAGAUUCGGGCAUUUGUGGUCAUAAUUGAUUGAUUAAACAUUUUAACUCAGGAACUUUAAGACACUUCGCCUGAUUUCAUUUUGUUCUCAGCUAUCAUCCGUUUUGGCAGCAAAUUUGAACUAAUUUCCUUUGGAUUGUAUAGACAUGUACCUUGCAAGUAAUUACACUUAGAUUUCUUCAAUGAUUAUUAGCCUUUCCAAUUGCAGCAUGCUAUAAAAUUAUCUUUUGCCAAAAUAUAUACAUGUUCAUGUAUCAUUGGAGUGUACUCUGCUGUACAGUAUAUGUUGUGAUGUGCCAAAAGUUGUCCUCCUUGAUCUGUGUGUUGAUUAGGGCACCUAGUGCUGUAGGCUCUGUUGACUAGGGCACCUGGUGCUGUAGGCUAGGGCACCUGGUGCUGUAGGCUCUGUUGACUAGGGCACCUGGUGCUGUAGGUUGUCCUCCUUGAUCUGUGUGUUGACUAGGGCACCUGGUGCUAUAGGUUCUGCUUCUCACUAGGUUUCAGAUUUCUUGCUCACAACACAUCGAAUGGCUAAAGUGUCGGACUUUUGAUGACCAUAAGGUGCAUCAGUGCUGUAAGCUAGUGCCUAAGCAUGCACAUAUCUCAUAAGGCCAGAGUUAUAUAGGAUUCAGGUUGUCAAUGGUCACAAAAUAAUUGACUUAGGCUUGAAAUACGACGUGAGGGUGAAAAGUGACCUCGUGAAUCGUAUGUAGCCCGCUCUUUGGAAAUGACUAGCUUGUUCUUCAUGUCAUGUAUGAAAUGUGAACAGGGACAUGUCACAUAGGAUAGCUAGUGAGAUAAGCCUUUGUGUGGCAUGCCUUGCUUGUAGAAGUUCAGUAAAGUGCCCUAUUGUUGAUUUGUGAGCAAGGUGCAGGCCUUGUUGAACGUUAUUUUAUAAUCUGUGUGUUCUGUGUGAGCUUUAGUGUAUUAAAUCAUUGGGGAGUGGCACUGAAAGGCUUUGUCAUUGUUACCUUAUCAUGGCUUGGGAUGAUCUGAGGAUGGAAUUAUAAAUUUGAUUUGCAUGAUUUGCACUCCUGAUGAAACAUAUCAUGCCAUCAUGAGUGACAAGGCUUCUAACCAGCAGAAGUAUCAUUCCCUCUGGAUAGUUGUGAUGUCAGCCCCUCUUUGGGAUAUCAUCUGUUUUUCCUUGUGGUAUGAGUCGAUGUUGACCUUCUUUAUGAAUCAUGAACUUGACAUUUAUUUGGAUCUAUAAGCCCUGCUCCAAAGGUCUCUGAGUCCAUGAGAGAGCUGUGUGCCUUGCCCUUUCACUGCCGCUGCCAGUCAGUUCGUUACUGCCAAGCUUUAUAAUUUAAUGUCAUUGACUCUUUUUGAGAACUUUUUCAUACUUUUUUGUUAGCAACCUUUUUUGCAAGAAAAUCAUGUUUUUAAUGUUGAUAUUUUUAUGAAGCAUUUAGGGUAAUUGUGUUUGUAAAGUGUGUGGUAUUAUUCCUUUGUUGUGUUGGUCCGUCAGUCAAUUUCACCCCUUCUACAAAUGUCUGUAUGUAACCAUUGUUACACAAUGUGAUGCUGGAGGUAUUUUAAUCAUUCCACAACAUUUUAACCAAAGAUUGAGGGUGUGAUAAGUAUUGACCAGCAUGCUACAUAUCUUGUGCUAGGUGGGAAUCUUUGUGGCUGACACAAAACAUACUAGGAUAGCCCUGUCUCAAGUACAUGUAGGCCCUGCUUGAAUUUCUUCUCCAAUAUCUAUUGGAUACGACAUUAUAUGUAUUCAAGGUCAAGAAGGCGUUCUUCAAGAAAACUAACGACCAAAGAAAUUGUUGCUACGAAAUCUGUUGUUUUAUUUCAUAUUUUUACUUUUUGUUAUUUUUCUCUUUUUUUUGUCCACGAGCGAGUUAUUUGGCACAGUUUUCAGACUUCGACUGCAUAAUAUUGGUGUGCAAACCGUUAGCUUAUGCUGUAGUAUGCAUGGCGCAUAAUGAUCAUUCUUGCUUUAGUCAAAUUAAAUGCUUUUGCACAUUGCAUAAGACCAAUAGAAUUCAUAAAAAUGAUUUUGAAGCAUUUAUUUUUCUCCUACGGGAUAACCAAAAUCGUUUUGGAUGACUCAAUGGAGCACUGUUAGUAAUGGGUUAAUGAUGGCAACCUUGUGAAGGCUUGUUUGUCUAUAGUGAAAACCUCUAAACUGAGUCGUCGUGGUUUGUUCUGUUCUAACUAUUCAACUUUGGACCAAAGAUCGUGUGUAUAUUUUGUACAUAUUAUAUAUGUUGUAUGACAAACCGUGGUGUACAAUCUGUGUGGACCAAAUAAAAUCAGUAAAUGGCUAGAA
Messenger RNA from Lineus longissimus, 5489 nucleotides. Its product is annotated as spastin-like. Bases 42 to 2111 code for a protein of 689 amino acids. The transcript has 15 exons. NCBI's taxonomy places the organism in Eukaryota, Metazoa, Nemertea, Pilidiophora, Heteronemertea, Lineidae. The record is from RefSeq and is a predicted model, not a curated record. Gene Ontology annotation, cellular component: microtubule cytoskeleton. Gene Ontology annotation, molecular function: ATP binding; microtubule severing ATPase activity; ATP hydrolysis activity.